This is a messenger RNA of Diaporthe citri, 3144 nucleotides long. RefSeq lists its product as uncharacterized. Bases 1 to 3144 code for a protein of 1047 amino acids. Lineage: Eukaryota; Fungi; Ascomycota; Sordariomycetes; Diaporthales; Diaporthaceae. The transcript has a single exon. The record is from RefSeq and is a predicted model, not a curated record.
AUGCGGCGGCCAUCCCUAGACCUCUCCGAGCCCUCGCGCAAUCUUGAAGAAUCCAUGGGUACCCCAAUGUCAGAAACAGCCGACGUCGACGUCGAUGCCGACGUAGACGUAGACGUCGACGUUGACGUCUCAUUGCUCCCUCUCGAAGACGACUUCCUCUACGCCCUGGACCUGCAAGUAGACGGCACACGCUCUCGUGUCUAUACACCCCCUCCCCACCUCGCAGCACGUUUCUACCGCCCGUCCCAGUCACGACGAAAAGACUCGGCCGCCUCCACUCGCCGAAACUCAUUAUCCUCCUUGCACUCUCUCUCCAACUCCCACGGCGCCGCAGCCGGUCCGCAAAGCAAACAUGUCGCCAAUCACCAGCGCAGAGAUGCUAUUCUCAAGGAUCGGCAAAAGCGUCUUGCUGACCGUGCCGCCCACGUCGAGAAAGUGCGCCUGCGCGCUGCCAGGGCCAAAGACCGAGUCAUAGUCAUCUCCGAAGAGAGGGCAGAGGCUGCUCGCCUGGCUCGCGAGCGCAACCUAAAAGAGAUUGCCGCCACAUGCGCCGAGGAAGUGAAGAGGGCCAAGGCCGUCGCCGAGGCCACCAGAGAGAAGCGUGAGCAGGAGACCCUCAAGAUGCGCCAACAGAUGCAAGAGCGUCAGGCCGAGGCUGAGAGGCGCCGCGAAGAACUCCGAAGACAGAAUGUCCGGGCUAGGGGCUCCAGUGUGAGCACGAGGAAGUCCGACGAAUCUUUGUCUGUCGUCAAAGAGGUCAAGGAAACAGAGUCGAGACCGCUGACCCGAGACGCUGCCGCAUGGAGGAUACAAAGCUGGUGGCGCGUCAUGGCCAAGAGGAAGGUGGUUCAAGAGUUUGCCCGGCUGGCCUUGACUGUUGAAGGCGUCAAGACGACCGGCUAUGACGAGGUCACCGAGAAGCUUGGGCAACUAAGGGUGGUUAUGAUCACGGCUCGUGUCCUUGCCAUGUGUGGCUUGCAAAACGGCGGACUGGACUCAGUCGAGCAAAUGAAGGCAGUCCGCUGCUUCUUGAGCGCAUACCUCAUUUUGGGUCAUCCUGCUCAGGUCCUUAGCAACACCUACGACAUUAUGCCUCCAGACCAGGGCUCACCGGCGCAUCCCAUUCCCCGAGACAAUCUGACCGAUCCUCAGUGUCAAGAGCUCGUGGCGAGGUCACGGGACUUGCUCAUCUCCUUCGAGAACAUCAUGUCACGGCUGACUAGCUUCAAUAACUACACCAUCCCGCCGGGUCUGGCCCAAAUCCUCCCUCAAGUCUAUUCCCAAUUCGAGUGUGCUUUCUUCAACUGGAAGGCCCGGGAUAAGAAUGCCUUGGUUGACGGGAUGUUGGGGCAAUUAGUUGAACUCGACGCUACUCUGGACCAUGUCAAGGAAACGAGCGAUCUGUCCGUGGUGCAGCAAUACCAAGAGAGCAUGAAGACAAAUCAGCUCAUGCUCAUCUCUCGAAUCAGUCGGCUGAUAGGCAGGGAGCGCGGGCUUCAAGUCAUCAAAGACGCCAGGUUAAGGGCGAAGAAGGCAAGAGCUGCCAACAAGAAGAAACAAAAGGCCGACCUAAAACCGCGAGUCGCUGAGCAGACCAUCAGCACCGAGUCGGCAAUGGCUGACCUGGGCACCGCCAAAAGCCACCCUUCCAGCCCAAGGAGCGAUGCCUCGGGCGUCUACCCCACCCCGCCGUCGACUCCUGCAAGCAGACCACAAGGCCCGAAACCCAUCAAGAAAGGUAUGCUUCUGCCAGACAAUCGGACCGUCGUCCACGAACUUGCCAUAAACAAAGAGUAUCGUGUGGUCGCGGACGAUUUCGUGGAGGCUGAAACAAAGGCGCUUCAACCAAUUCUCGGACAGAUGAGAGCCACGAUUCACGCGACAGAUGAGCAUUCACGUCACGUGCAGUUCAAGCUUCUCCUCAGGAUCGCCCAGCACAUUCGCGAGAAGUUACAACGGCUCCUCAAGCCUGGGAACUCCAUGCACAACUUUAUUGGCGAACUGUUGGACAUCGACGAAUUCAAGGAACGAUUCCGAAAUGGAUCCUUCUCGUACGAACGCUUCUUUUCGUCCAUGGGGUCGCUCAUGCCAAAACUGUGCGCCCCUGUUCGUGACGACCAGGUGAAAGACCUGGUUGAGAACAAGCUCAGCCAAGGCAGCUAUGUUGACCGUCUUGAAGCGUUGAUCCUUUUCAUCGAUGUCAUGCUGAGUGACUACGCCAACCACCUUUUGCAACUUGUCGGUCCCCAACUCUUGGAGCACGCACCCGAUUACGAGGCCAAAGCGUUUUCUACCGCAAUCGAGCAAGGCGAGCACGGCUUAUUCGCGGCCGAGACAGCUUGGAGGGCGGCGAGGAGCAAGGUCAUGGCCGAGACAGCUCGCCGUGAUCCCGAGAACAUCAACCACCCGAAGAACCGGCCUACGGCCGAGAAGAUUUACGCUCACAUGUUGGUUGACAUCUUCACACAGCCCAGCACCAUGCGCUACGGUCAAAUCCCAGAGAUGCUGCAGCUCGACUACAAGCGCAUACGCAAGUAUGGCCACCUCACACGCAACAUGGUCACCACAGGCGGGAUUCUCCUGCAGUGCAAGAACCUUCUCAAACGCGACGUCCGCGCGCCGUGGCGGAUGGAGGCAGCGCGCAUCAUGAACGUGCUUGACCAUGCCGAGUCCCAAGAGGCGGCUGUCGCCGGCAUCAUGGCAGCUCUUGAGGCCGGGAGGUCGAUGCCGUCGACGACCAAGAGCCAUCUGCGUGGCUUCGUCGAGAAACUUGUCGCUGCGCAUAUCGAGCUUGCAAAUACCCAGCAACCAGAUCCCAGUGAGACCUGGGACCCGAACGCCCAUGACCCCAGCCAGCCAGUCCUGCGGCUACUGCUCAAACGAUUGCGAGACCACAUCCUAGGGCGCAUCGCGGCGGGCAGCACGAGUGAGAAGGCCAAGGCCACGAGCAUCGCAGGUGAGAAGCUGGCGAGCUCUGGCAUGGUUGAAUUUGUGGAUCGUGUCAGAGACAUGGUCGAUGAGAUGUCCAAGGUUGGGGCUGUUGACCGAGAAUCACAUGCUUCAUGGUGGGAGACCGUAUCCGAGAAGGUUGAGGCACAGGCUGCAAAGGCCGCUAUGGCGGAAGCCAGGGCUUCCACCUCGUAG